Messenger RNA from Fragaria vesca subsp. vesca, 2031 nucleotides. Its product is annotated as MLO-like protein 6-like. The transcript is spliced from 15 exons. Gene Ontology annotation, cellular component: membrane. Gene Ontology annotation, biological process: defense response. NCBI's taxonomy places the organism in Eukaryota, Viridiplantae, Streptophyta, Magnoliopsida, Rosales, Rosaceae. Bases 77 to 1798 code for a protein of 573 amino acids. The record is from RefSeq and is a predicted model, not a curated record.
GCAGCAGUGACCAAAACACAAACACCUGGUGCUUCUUUAGCAGUUACUCUACAGUAAAUCUUUGGUACUAAUAAGCAUGGCAGCAGCUGGAAAGGAACGAUCUUUGGAGCAAACGCCGACGUGGGCCGUUGCCGUUGUUUGUUUCAUAUUGGUUUUGGUCUCCAUCAUCAUCGAAUAUAUCCUUCAUUUGAUCGGAAAGUGGUUGGAAAGGAAGAAUAAACGAGCUCUCUAUGAAGCACUGGAAAAGAUCAAAGCAGAGCUUAUGUUAUUGGGGUUCCUCUCGCUGCUGCUAACAGUAGGACAAGGCCCCAUUUCGGACAUUUGCAUAUCGAAGUCUGUUGGGGCUACUUGGCAUCCAUGUAGUAAGAAGCAAGAGCCAGUCUAUGCAAAGGAGGACGGAGAGAGCACUAGUUCAGAAUCCGAUGAUGACAGCGGCCGUAGAAGGCUACUAUCCGUGGUUCUAUCGAGUUCCGGCAAGAAUGCCCGACGUGUUUUGGCCGCAGCCGGAUAUGACAAAUGCGGUGCCAAGGGAAAAGUUCCAUUUGUGUCAUUUUAUGGAAUUCACCAGCUUCAUAUACUCAUCUUCGUGCUAGCCGUAUCCCAUGUGCUUUACUGCAUAAUAACACUGGUUUUGGGCAGAGCUAAGAUGAGGAAGUGGAAAACAUGGGAAUUGGAAACCAGGACAGCAGACUACCAGUUCUCACAUGACCCUGAAAGAUUCCGAUUUGCGAGAGACACAUCGUUUGGGCGAAGGCACUUGAGCUUUUGGAGCCGGUCACCCAUUUUGUUAUGGAUUGUUUGCUUCUUCAGACAGUUUGUUAGAUCAGUGCCUAAGGUGGAUUACCUGACGCUACGCAAUGGGUUCAUCUUUGCACAUUUGGCACCUCAGAGUCAAACUAAAUUUGAUUUCCAGAAGUACAUCAACAGAUCAGUCGAAGAGGACUUCAAGGUUGUGGUGGGGAUCAGCCCUGUUAUCUGGUUAUUCGCCGUAUUGUUCCUGCUAUCUAACACCCAUGGCUCAUGGUCCUAUCUCUAUCUACCUUUUAUUCCCCUAGUGAUGAUCUUGUUAGUAGGGACAAAGCUACAGGUUAUAAUAACCAAGAUGGGGCUUAAAAUUCAAGAAAGAGGAGAAGUAGUUAAGGGUACCCCGCUUGUUGAGCCUGGUGACCAUCUCUUCUGGUUCAACAGCCCUCGUCUCAUUCUUCACAUCAUCCAUUUUGUUCUCUUUCAGAAUGCCUUUCAACUUGCUUUCUUUGCAUGGACUUGGUACGAAUUUGGGUUGAAGUCUUGCUUUCACGACAAGAUGGAAGAUGUGGUCUUAAGAAUUACAAUGGGGGUCGUCAUACAAAUACUAUGCAGCUAUGUAACUCUACCACUUUAUGCCUUAGUUACACAGAUGGGUUCAACUAUGAAGCCUACGAUAUUUAACGACAGAGUAGCAAAUGCUAUAAGAAAGUGGCACCACGCAGCAAAGAAGCAUGUAAAACAGAGCAAGCAUUCGGUUCCAACCAGUGCACCCGGCACUCCAUUACAUGGCAUGUCCCCGGUUCAUCUUCUGCGGCACUAUCAUUCCGAACUGGACAUGGAUAGUAUGCAAACAUUGCCAAGGAUGUCAUACGCUGAAAGAGAAGGUCCAAACGAGUCCCCAUCUCACCACGACACCGACGAUGUACCCUGGUCUAACCAGGGUCAGGAGGAAGAGAUUAGUGCUCACUAUCAACCUAACUCGGUGAACAAUCCUCCACCUGGUUAUGGAAACCAAAUUCAACACGAAAUCCAAAUUCACACAAAGGAUUAGCUAGUCACAUAGAUAUCAAAGAAAAACGCUAGCGACCACAUGUAACACAACAAUGACCAUGAAAGCCUAAUAAGCUUUGCAAUGGGAGAAGGGAGGACUGUAAAUGAUAAGAGACUGCUUUAUAUCUUCAAUAGUUGUAAGAUAGAAACGUAAAUCUUGAUAUUCAUUCAAGAAAAUAACGUAAUAAGAAUGCACCUAUAAAGUUCCCCGUUAAUCAGGGUGGUCGAUCAUAC